CUGGUUGCUUUCUCUGUAUCAAAGAGUUUGUUAUUCCAGUUUGGGAGUUUUUAAAGCCUGUGAGAAGGGUGCAUUGUAUUAUGGAGAAAACAAAGACUCGCCCAGUCUCCAACACGGUGGUGUUUUCAUCGAUAUUUCUGUCUGUUAUUUGCUUCGCGGGAUUGAUUCACGUCGAGAUGGAACUUCACGUUCAUCGACAAAUGCUUCAAGUCUUGAAUCAACAAAGAGAGGAAAAGGUCGAGCUACGAAACACAGCACACGAAGAAAAAGAAUCUGUGGUGAAAAUGUCACACAGUGACACAGAGAAAGACAGACCGGAAGAAGAUCCGAAAAAAGGUCAAAACACAAUGCACACGCGCAUUGUGUCUCUGUCUGGCUUCGAUCACGAACGUACUGGUUGCUUUCACUAUAUCAAAGAGUUUUUUAUUCCAGCUUGCGAGUUUUUAAAGCCUCUGAGAAGGGUGCAUUGUAUUAUGGAGAAAACGAAAACUCGCCCAGUCUCCAACACGGUGGUGUUUUCAUUGAUAUUUCUGUCUGUUAUUUGCUUCGCGGGAUUGAUUCACGUCGAGAUGGAACUUCACGUUCAUCGACAAAUGCUUCAAGUCUUGAAUCAACAAAGAGAGGAAAAGGUCGAGCUACGAAACACAGCACACGAAGAAAAAGAAUCUGUGGUGGAAAUGUCACACAGUGACACAGAGAAAGAGCAACUCCUUCGUUACAAACGUAUUGUGGACACUGUAAACACAAAUUCAAAUGCUAGUGAAACCAUCAAUCGUGACGUCAUCAGAAGAGAGGUACGACUUGCCCUGAGUACCCAGGCCUGCACGGUUUAUUGCUCCAAAAGCAUCAGGGGAAGACGAGGCAGGCCAGGUCCUAGAGGCUCUCCAGGUAAACACGGACCUCGCGGACCUCCGGGACCCCAUGGAACUAAAGGAAAUCAAGGACUCCAGGGAAUUCAGGGACCUCCUGGCCCUCAAGGCCCCCAGGGACCUAAGGGCGAUCCAGGCAAAUCUAUCUCAGCCCCUUCAAUUGUAGCAUCUCCGAUGUCCAUGGUGGUAAACGAAUCCGGUACAGCCUCAUUUCAGUGUGAAGCUGAAGGAAACCCAGAGCCUAAAGUCACUUGGCUGAAACAAAAUUCCAAUCUUCUCGCGGACAAACGAGUUGUACCGUCACGUGGUGGACUGAUGAUAACUGAUGUGACGUCACAAGAUGAGGGAAGGUACACUUGUGUAGCAAGAAAUAUUCUGGGAGAAGUGACGUCGUCGGUCACUUUAACUGUUCAAGUUGGCGCCGUGAUCUCUCAGAAGCCAUCAUCUGUCAUCAUUGAAGAAGGACAGAACCUGAGCCUGGUCUGUAAAGCUACUGGUCAGCCGACUCCAACGGUCACUUGGCGUAAAGCGUUUAGUCAAUUGCCAAAAGAGAAGACUACUGUCGUUGCUGGUAACUUGAACAUAGUUAAUAUCGUAAAAGCAGACGGUGGGACUUACGAAUGCGCGGUUAAGAAUCUUCUUGGUGCGGGGUCCGCUGUUGCUCAAGUGACAGUGAUUGACGAACUCAAAUUUAUCCUAACUCCUCCAAUGAAGGUUGCUGCUUUUGUUCACAGCAAUGUUAUGUUAAAUUGUAUGGCUGAUGGUUCGGUAGACAUAGAUUGGAAACGAUCAGGCCAAGAUCUUCCACAAAAUGACGUCAUUUAUCCAAACGGAACUUUGCUUCUUCGAAGCGUGUCCUCAGGUGAUGCUGGGGUUUACACCUGCGUAGCAAAAAAUUCUCAACGUUCUAUCGAGGCAACAUCUGUUCUGGAAGUGCUUAAAGAACCAAUGUCCUGCAGCAGUGUAAAAUCGGACCACACUGGAAGUUCUUCGGGUAAUUAUAUGAUUGACCCUGAUGGCAAAGGAGGCGUGACUCCCUUCAGUGUGUACUGUGACAUGAGUGACAAGGGCGGAGUUGGUGUGACGGUUAUCAGUCACGACAGUGAGAGUAGAACUCACGUUGGUAACAUUCCCGGAUGUAAUCUAGGAAAUCUAGGAUGUUACAGUAAAGAUGUCCGAUACACUGGAGUCAGCACUGCUCAGCUAGCAGCACUCACUCGAGUCUCACAGAACUGUGAACAGUUUAUCAAGUUUGAAUGCCAUUAUUCGAUAGCUUUUAUUGUGGAAGGCGAUGCUUGGUGGGUGUCACGUGACGGAAGGAAUAUGAGUUACUGGGGAGGAGCUUCAGGCCAUGACAAGAUGUGCGCAUGCGGAUUAACAAACUCCUGUUCAAAUGGUCAAAAAUGUAAUUGCUAUAACAGUGGUGGAAAAGUUUGGAGAGAGGACAGCGGUCUGUUGACAGACAAAUCUGCUCUGCCUGUGUCACAAAUCAGACUGGGAGACUUGGAUCACUCACACGAAGAAGGAUAUCAUACAUUAGGAAAACUCAAGUGUUAUGGCCAAGCAUAAGUGGAUUGAGGUAUUACACAGCAAAUUUAAGACUGACUUUGUAUUUUAAUGUUGUUCUACCAAGCAUUAAUUAACAAACAAAUUUUGCAAGGACACUUAGGGCUAGAUCACACUAGCGACGUAACGCCACAACGACAUAAUCGCUUAUGUUGGUAAUGCUUACUUCGACUCGUUGGAGGUGUUAAGAUUUUUAUUAACGAACUUUACGGAUAAUUCUGUGGACACAAGAAAUCAAAGUUGAUAGAUAUCGAAAAAUAUUAAUUCAGUAAAAUGUAUAUUAGUAAAGACAGGCAGACUAAGAGCAUUUUUUUCGAGGAUUAGUGGCUUACUCAUUCUUUUGCUUUAAUCCAAGUUUAUGGUCGGUAUUGGAGUCGUAUCGCUACAUCAACUUUUAAGGUGGAGCUCGCACUAUACCAAUUAAUGUAAGUAAUUUUCUGACCGAGAAUUAGCUGAUGAAUUCGGCUGAUGAGUUUCUCUUUUCUCAUCACCUGUAUAAGCUUGAAAGUAUAUAUAUAUAUAUCUCGGUAUAAAUUAAAUUUUGAUCAGUCUGCGAUCUUAUAUAUAAUGGGUUAGAAUCGCGGAAAGUGUUGAUGUCGUCCUAAAGCUGCUAUAAGUCGACUUCUUAAUGCGAUGGCGAUCACGCUUCUUGAUCACAAAACGCGAACUCGAUAAAUAAAUCACAUUUAUGUUGAGUAAAAUUACCUUUUUUGUUAAUAGUAAAAAAAAUUCUCGUCCGAAAUUCAUCAACAACAAAGUGUGUGGCGAAUAACUUAAAUGCCAGUUUUUGCCAGCAAUUCAUGUACUUUGAAGCGAUUUAAAAGCAUCUGAAAAGCAGGAAAGUAUAUAAUUUGGCUUAACACUUUUCACCCUAGUCAUUCUAUGACAUUUCAAAAGAACUCUAAAACACUUGCACGACACCACAGAAACAUUCAGUACAAAAACACGCCCACCUUUUAUUUUAAAGAAACACGAUUUAACUACAUUUGGCCUGCAGUGCAGGCGUUAUUUUGGACCGGAACGUUCGAUAACCAGGUUUUCGAUGCCGCCAACUUGGAUUGUAAUUGGAUGCUGGACCGGUAAUUUUUUUCUCCCCCCAACCCCCCACAGUUACCAAAUCCAAGAUGGCGGCCGAAUACGAAAAUGUGCACUCGUGCGCCCAAAAUACGUCUGCACUACAUGCUAACUACAUCUCGUGUGAAUCUCUGGAAAUAAAUAUUUGUGCAGAUCAGUAGAAAUCCGCGGCUUUUUUUUUUUUGAUCGUGCUGUGAAAAUAUUCGAAUGGCAAAAGUAAUUUACAAAGCUAGCACAGUACUGAGUUGAUAUAAUUUCUUGACCUUAAGAUUUUCUCUUAAAUAUUAAAGUUGCAUGUUGAGAACUCUCUCAAACAGAACUGCCAUGCGACUGAAUCUCAAAAUGAAGAUUAUUUCACUCCAGCACCAAGAUCUGGAUCUGAGAAAAAAAAAAAAAAAA
Molecule: messenger RNA, 3908 nt
Organism: Orbicella faveolata
Lineage: Eukaryota; Metazoa; Cnidaria; Anthozoa; Scleractinia; Merulinidae
Molecular function (GO): extracellular matrix structural constituent
Source: RefSeq, a predicted model, not a curated record